AGGGUGCCGGAGCCCGGGGCUGCUCCGCGCYGCGUAGCGCCGGGCCGCAGGGCUCAUGUAAUCAAAGGAGUUUCUUUGUUGUGUGUAUCUUUUCAGAACACAACAGGAAUUCAAAAUGAACCAGAACACAAUUGAAUCUAUUGGCACGGUGGAGACCUUGGCUGAUGUACCUGAGCAUGUGCUUCGAGGGCUUCCCGAGGAUGUGAAGCUCUUCCCAUCUGCUGUCGACCAGACAAGGCUUGGUGUUUGGGCAACAAAAUCAAUUUUAAAAGGCAGGAAGUUUGGUCCAUUUGUUGGUGACAAGAAAAAAAGAUCUCAGGUUAAAAGCAAUGUGUACAUGUGGGAGGUAUAUUACCCAAACCUGGGAUGGAUGUGUGUUGAUGCAACUGAUCCCAAGAAAGGGAACUGGCUGCGAUAUAUAAACUGGGCUCGUUCRGGGAAGGAGCAAAAUCUAUUUCCUCUGGAGAUAAACAGGACCAUUUAUUACAAGAGCUUAAAGCCAAUCGCGGCGGGCGAGGAGCUGUUGGUGUGGUACAAUGGGGAGGACGACCCGGAGAUAACCGCCGCUAUAGAGGAAGAGCGAGCAGCCAGCGCCCGCGCCCGCCGCCACUGCCCGCGGGCCCGCAGAGGCAAGAAAAAGGCUCAAGAGGGUAAAAACAAGGGAAAGAAGGCUUCGGAUACAAAGCAGAAAAAGACUGAUUUGGAUUCUACUUCUGCAGAUAUGAGGGAUUCUAAAGAGGGUCCUAAGGAGGAAGAUGAAAAGCCUUCCGUUUCUGCUGUGCUCUCCGUGGAACAAACGGCUGUGAUUCAGGAAAUGGUAAAUCAAGAUGUACUUCCUAAGUUGAUGAUCCCCAGUCCCACCGGUGAGUCGCAGAUGAUAACUGAAGACACCCAAGGAGCAUCAAUAAACUGUGGAUCAGAUGGAUCAGAUCAUUUCAAUGAGGAUGAGGAAGAGGAGGAGGAGGAGGAGGAGGAUGAAGAUGAGGAAGAUGAAGAGGAUGUAGACGAUACCAGUAUGCCUAAAGAGAAUGCUGAAAUGCCUUUGAUAUGUGAAGAAAAGUUAGAUUCUAUGGAAGAGCAGAAGAGUAUGUCAGAAGACUCUCCAGAAAGCUCUCCAAAGAAAACACUUGUUGUGAAAAUUCCAAAAGCAAAUGAUGAAUCCAAUGGUGAUGUCCAGGAAACAUUUAUGUUUCCCUGUCAGCAUUGUGAGAGAAAGUUUACAACAAAGCAAGGACUUGAGCGCCAUAUGCACAUCCAUAUAUCUACUAUUAACCAUGCUUUCAAAUGUCGAUAUUGUGGGAAGGCUUUUGGUACGCAAAUUAACCGACGAAGACAUGAGCGGCGUCAUGAGGCGGGGCCUAAGAGGAAACCUUUCUUAACACUAGCAUCAUCACAACACCUGGAUAAUGUUGGUGAUAACCAAGUAGUUAUCGAUGAUGGUCUUAAAGAUGACUUGAAUGUUACCGGUCUUGUGCAAGAUUCCGUAGUCUUGGAUUCUGAGARAGUCUCCCAAGAAAUUUCCAAAUCUGCUGAAGAAAAUAAGGAACCCAAAGAAUUGCAUCCAUGUAAAUACUGUAAAAAGGUUUUUGGAACUCAUACCAACAUGCGGAGGCAUCAGCGUAGGGUUCAUGAGCGACAUCUUAUUCCCAAAGGUGUCAGAAGAAAAGGAUUCUUUCCUGAAGAGCCACAACUUCAAACUGAGCAGGCCGCACCAGUCCAGAGUGUGUACAUAGCAAGCACGGAAGUGGAAGAGGACGGUGAAGUGGAUGAUGUUUAUAUUAUGGAUAUUUCCAGCAAUAUCUCUGAAAACUUAAAUUAUUACAUUGAUGGUAAAAUUCAGUCCAACAACAGCACUAGCAAUUGUGAUGUGAUUCAGAUGGAGUCUAACUCUACAGACUUGUAUGGACUAAAUUGUAUAAUCAGUCCAGUCACAGUGGAAAUUUCCCAAAAUCUAAAGGUUACGCAAACGCACGUGAAUGAACUUCCGAAAGAUCCCUCGAGCACUGGGAGCAAUGAAUCCAAAAAGAGGAGAACAGCCAGCCCUCCUCUUGUACCAAAAAUAAAAACUGAAAUAGACCCAGAACCUAUAACUCCUGCUAGCUCCUUAAAUCUUCCUCUUAGCAUUUCAACAGAGAACUUAACUUUUCAUAAAGAAAAAGGUAUUUAUUUGUCAUCAAAAUUAAAGCAGCUUCUUCAGACACAGGAUACUAAGAAGAUAAGUCCAUCAAAUGAAAUCCCUGAACUGGGACCCUCUGUUACAUCACCACCUAUUUUGCCUCCAGUAUCUAGUAGGUUCAAAAGAAGGACCAGCUCUCCUCCCAGCUCUCCACAGCACAGUCCAGUACUUCGAGACUUUGUUAAAUCAGGUGAGGGAAAAACUGUGUGGAAUGAUAGUAUUCGGAGUUCAAAAAUGCCAAAGUUAGAAAGCCACAGCAACUCACCUGCAUGGAGCUUGGCUGGAAGGGAAGAAAGAGAGACCAUGAGCCCUCAUUGCUUUGAAGACUAUAAAGCAUCUAAGGACUGGAUAGCAGCUCCAGCUUUUGGCAGUGUGUGCAACCAGCAGCCACUGGAUUUAUCUAGUGGUGUAAAACAAAGAGCUGAUCUUAAAAAUAAGAAUCAGGUUCCUUGGGAAUCUGUAUUAGACUUAAGUGUGCAUAAGAAGCCUUGUGGUGAUGCUGAAAUUAGGGAGUAUAAAGAAAAUAAUUCCCUACAGCCAACCUGUAGUGGUAUUAAAAAGAAGAAACCAAUAACUUGCAUGUUACAGAAGGUUCUGUUGAAUGAGUAUAACGGAAUGGAUGCAGCUAUGGACAGCACCCCCAGUGCAAACAGAAGCCCAAGCCCCAGCAAAUCCUUGGAACCUCAGGCAGAACCUGGCGUGGAUCCCGGUCUGUUUGCAUCUUCUGUUGAAACCCAGCCCCCUAGUUCUUCCGUCUCUCCUGUGCCACAGACAUCUGUAGCUUUAAUGUGCCAGCUGCCUCCUUUGCUGACACCAACAAACCCUCCUUCCCCACCACCCUGCCCACCCGUCUUAACGGUUGCUACAUCGCCUCCUCCCCUCCUUCCCACGAUACCGUUACCCAUUCCAGAUGCCUCUGCAAGUGCCACUAACACAUCCUCUUGCCCAUCACCCCUCUCUAACACUACUGCCCAGUCCCCUCUACCUGUUCUUUCACCUACAGUUUCUCCUUCUCCAUCUCCAGUUCCUUCUGUUGAACCUGCUGCCUCACCUGGUCCUCCUACUCUCUCCUCUUCCUCUUCGUCGUCGUCUUCCUCCUUCUCCUCCUCAUCAUCGUCUCCAUCUCCACCUCCUCUUUCAGUAGUUUCUUCUGUUGUUUCCUCAACCGAUAAUCUUGAAAAUASUCUCCCAAUUAUAAAGCAAGAAGAAACUGAUAGUGAACAAAAAUUAAGAGAAGAUCCUCAGACUUCAGCUGAAUCAGGAAUAGUGCAGGAAACGUUCAAUAAAAACUUUGUGUGCAAUGUUUGUGAAUCACCUUUUCUUUCUAUUAAAGACCUAACUAAGCAUUUAUCUGUUCAUGCUGAAGAAUGGCCCUUCAAAUGUGAAUUCUGUGUACAGCUCUUUAGGGAUAAAACAGACUUGUCRGAACAUCGCUUUCUGCUUCAUGGAGUAGGAAAUAUCUUUGUUUGUUCAGUCUGUAAAAAGGAAUUUGCCUUUUUGUGCAAUUUGCAACAGCAUCAGCGCGAUCUCCAUCCAGACAAAGAAUGCACACAUCAUGAGUUUGAAAGUGGGACUUUGAGACCCCAGAAUUUCACUGAUCCCAGCAAGGCGAACGCAGAGCACAUGCAGAGCUUCCCCCAGGACUCUCUAGACCUUUCUAAGGAGGAGGAUGAUGAAGAGCUAAAUGAUUCCUCAGAAGAGUUGUAUACUACUAUAAAAAUAAUGGCUUCUGGUGUAAAAUCUAAAGAUCCAGAUGUUCGUAUGGGCCUCAAUCAGCACUAUCCAAGCUUUAAACCACCUCCCUUUCAGUAUCAUCAUCGUAAUCCUAUGGGUAUUGGAGUCACUGCAACUAAUUUCACUACCCACAAUAUCCCACAGACCUUUACUACUGCCAUUCGUUGCACAAAAUGUGGAAAAAGUGUUGAUAAUAUGCCUGAGCUACACAAACACAUAUUGGCAUGUGCAUCUGCCAGUGAUAAAAAGAGAUACACACCUAAAAAAAAUCCAGUGCCACUGAAACAGACAGUGCAGCCAAAGAAUGGCAUGGUGGUUCUAGCUGGCCCUGGAAAGAAUGCCUUUAGAAGAAUGGGUCAGCCUAAAAGACUUAAUUUCAAUGUUGAGAUAAGCAAAAUGUCCUCAAAUAAACUGAAAAUAAGUGCAUUGAAAAAGAAAAACCAGCUUGUCCAGAAAGCUAUCUUGCAAAAAAAGAAAUCUGCACAGCAGAAGGCGGAGUUGAAAAAUAAUCCAUCYGAGUCAGACUCUCAUAUCUGCCCAUACUGUAAUAGAGAAUUUACUUACAUUGGAAGCCUGAACAAACACGCAUCGUAUAGCUGUCCCAAAAAACCCAUCUCUCCAUCCUCUAAAAAAAAUUCAUCCAAAAAAAGUGCAAGUUCUUCGUCAGCUGCAGGCACUGAAAAAGGAAACAACCAGCGUAGGCGAACAGCAGAUGCAGAAAUCAAAAUGCAGAGUAUGCAGGCUCACUUGGGCAAGACGAGAGCACGAACCUCAGGACCUGCGCAAAUUCAGCUGCCUUCUGCAUCCUUCAAAUCAAAACAGAGUGUUAAAUUUGUACCUCCAAUUCGAUCCAAAAAGCCAAAUUCUUCUUCAGCCUUGAGGAACUCUAGUCCCGUAAGAGUGUCCAAAAUGACUCAUGUUGAAGGGAAAAAAACUAAAGUGGUAGCCAAGAACAGUUCCUCUGGCAUCUCGAGCAAAGCAUCCCGGAAAUUGCAUGUCAGAAUACAAAGAAAUAAUAAAGCUGUUUUGCCAAGUAAGUCUGCUAUGGCAAGUAAGAAAAAAGCAGACAGGUUCAGUGUAAAAUGUAGAGAAAGGAUUGGAGGCCCUAUUACGCGAAGCUUACAGCAGGCGGCUAAUGCAGAGGCAGCAGAAAAUAAAAGAGAUGAAAGCAGUACAAAGCAAGAACUAAAAGAUUUCAGUUACAGGCUCCGCGUGGCCUCUAGAUGUCCCUCCUCCUCCUCGCAUAGCACCAGCAGCAGGCAAUGCAAGAGAUCCCACUGCACUGCGACUCCCGUCCUCAAGGAAUAGACCCUUCCGCAUGCGAAACAAAACAGAUGAGGUGAGACCGGUUCCUCGGUAGCCGAGAGGGACAGCGGUUUCCUCUGC
Molecule: messenger RNA, 5296 nt
Organism: Nothoprocta perdicaria
Lineage: Eukaryota; Metazoa; Chordata; Aves; Tinamiformes; Tinamidae
Gene: PRDM2
Product: PR/SET domain 2
Exons: 10
Coding region: 116-5218 (1700 amino acids)
Biological process (GO): regulation of transcription by RNA polymerase II
Cellular component (GO): nucleus
Molecular function (GO): RNA polymerase II transcription regulatory region sequence-specific DNA binding; histone methyltransferase activity; DNA-binding transcription factor activity, RNA polymerase II-specific
Source: RefSeq, a predicted model, not a curated record